UCAAAAGAAAGUGUGUGUGUGUGAGUUCUAUAUAAUAAGAGAGAGUAAAUAAUUCACCCAAAUUUCGUCCCACUUCUCUUUUCUUGAGAAGGAAAAAGGAAUUGAUGAGAUAGGAAUCCACGUUUCACAACGAGUAGCCAUCCAAACAAAGUGCGAACCCGAGAUAGUAAUUCAAAGCAAGCGCUCACUUUGUUUCAUCCAAAACCAGCUAAAAUCUCUAUUGAUAGUUCUCUACCACGAGGCGGCUGCACACAUGGAAUUAACUCACAUGGUUGCAGUUUCCAGAUUCUGCUAUCAAAAUCCCAGAAUUUGGAGUAGAACCCAAGCUCUUUCAUCAUCUCAGCAUUCAGUUUCACCACUUCCAUUAUCCUCUAACCGAAUUGCCCCCAAAACCCAUUUGAAUACUCUCCAAGAAGCUGCCAAACCAUAUGUUAGAACAACAAGCAAUGGCAUCAAGGAAGCCACUGUUAAUAUGCCAUCCAUGUCUGAUAUAUUGGCCUCCUCUAGAGCCCAGAACCUUGACGUUCAGCUCCGAACUUUAGGACCAUUGUUUAGGAUUACUGCUAAGAGCCUGGAGACCAACAGGGAACUUGGAAGAGCUGAGGGGCUCGUUAGGGUCUGGUUUGGAGGUAAAAUUCUGCACCUGGAUUCCAUUAGACUCAACAGAGAGACCCUAGGCAUGGAAAGAUCCAUUUUUGGUAUUGGUUUGUUUAUUGGAGCUGUAGCUAUUCGAUAUGGAUAUGACUGCGGUUGCAAGACUGCCGAGUUGCUUGCCAUCAACGACUCCGAUCUUUACCAUUCCAAGCUUGUUAGGUUCUACAAAAGGAUUGGGUUCAAGGUUGUGCAUGAAGUGACUGGUUCAACAAUUGGGGAUAUGCCCCAUAUGCUAAUGUGGGGAGGAGUUGGAACUCGAAUGGAUGCCAGUAUAGCUGAGCUUCUUGUAAAAUGGUGCAGCAGGUUCAAGUCCCAGGACUCAUUAUGUCGGAAUUAGUUGAUACUUCCAUGCUUUUAUCCAGCCCUGCUAUGAAAUUUUGGUUUGCAGUUUGGUAUGUUACUCUUCCCCUCUGAAGAAGAAGUUUUACUGCCAAGCUAGGGUCUUCUUUUGUUCAGCUCAGGCCUUGAUCAAGGAACUAAGGGGAGUUCUAGUUAGCAGAUCGGAUGGGACUAGGCAAUUAAGGAAGAGUUAGAAAGUGUCUUAAAGAGUUCAUAUCAGAAGUUAGAAUGCUCAAGCUGAUUACAAUAAUGCUUUGAAAUUAUUCUAUACAUUCUUCUUGGAAAUACCCCAACUACUGUCCAUUAUUGUGAUAAUGGAGAAUAAUGGAGAAUUGUUCUCAACUUCAGUGAAUUUUGAUUGAAGUAGUUUCAUGAAUGGACUGUAUUAUGUCCAUUACUUUGACCAUUGUUUACACGAAUUGAUACAGCUCACUUGAAUAAGAUAUCAAUUAAUUGAUAUAUGAAAUCGGAUUUUCAUGAAGCUGUAUCCAUUUCACGGAAGGAUAGCCAUGCAUCUUUUUGUUGCGAAUUAGAAGGAACCAUAUAUUAGAAUCUUUGCCGCUGUUGAGAGAGCUAUCAUAGCAUGAGAUGAGAGCAAGAGCCAAUCCAGUUCUGGGGAUCUUGUCUAGAGCUUUCAUGUCGAGUUCACCAGCAAUGUUUAAGUAAGAGUUUAGUGUCACCUUUAAUGUUACUAGAUCAUUUAGAAUGCAUGAACUCCAGCUGCAUGGGAACUUCUUAGUUUCUGAGAACCUCUUAGUGACCUAGUCUUAAGUCACCCAUUUGAGGCCUGAACUUUACAUAUCAAGAAUCAAACAUGGAACUUUCCAUCAAUGUUGUGCCAGCAAAAGGCACUUACAUUAUAAGCAUCAGAAUGGGAGCAUGGAUUCUUAUAUUUGAAACAGGGGCAAUGGUGUAGUUACAGAAAUGUAUUCCUAACCCUUGCAGAAAGUGUAGCAACAUAUAGAAUUAUUGAAGCAUUGCAACAUGGGUUUAGAAACUGAAAUAA
Molecule: messenger RNA, 1999 nt
Organism: Gossypium arboreum
Lineage: Eukaryota; Viridiplantae; Streptophyta; Magnoliopsida; Malvales; Malvaceae
Exons: 2
Coding region: 254-991 (245 amino acids)
Source: RefSeq, a predicted model, not a curated record